Messenger RNA from Protopterus annectens (West African lungfish), 1404 nucleotides. RefSeq names its product 2-oxoglutarate receptor 1-like. Gene Ontology annotation, molecular function: G protein-coupled receptor activity. The transcript has 2 exons. Bases 25 to 1404 code for a protein of 459 amino acids. The record is from RefSeq and is a predicted model, not a curated record. Lineage: Eukaryota; Metazoa; Chordata; Ceratodontiformes; Protopteridae. Gene Ontology annotation, cellular component: plasma membrane. Gene Ontology annotation, biological process: G protein-coupled receptor signaling pathway.
UGUAUAUGGAAACCAACAUCAGGAAUGAUGUCAUUUAUAAACAGCUCUGACAGAAAUGCGACCGCUAGCGACAUGACAGCUACAGGCAAUGUGGGUAUGAACUGUACAGAUAUUUUAGCCCAUGUGACGAAGUAUUACCUACCUGUGAUGUACAGUUUUAUAUCAGCCAUUGGACUGACUGGGAAUAUUUCAGUAAUGUUUGCUUUCCUAUUUAAAACGAGGCCGUGGAAAAGCAGUUCAAUCAUAAUGUUAAAUUUAACAAUAGCGGACUUCUUAUAUCUUGCUACUCUUCCCUUUUUGGUUGACUAUUAUAUCAGUGAUGAAAUAUGGAAACUUGGAGACUUCAUGUGUAGGGUGAUUCGAUUUGGAUUCCAUCUGAACUUGUAUGGAAGCAUUUAUUUCAUGACAUGCCUGAGCAUAUUCCGUUGUUUUGUUGUAGUUCACCCAAUGAGGGCUCAGGAGAUGCAGGAAAAAAGGAAGGGUAUCAUUGUUUGCCUUGUUCUGUGGACUGUAGCCAUCAUACAAAUUAUCCCAAUGACUGCCAUGUAUUCCACUGAUGAAAUAAAUGGCUUAUCUGUCUGUUCUGAACUCAGCAGCAUACAUGACAUUGACACAGUCCGAUGGUAUGUCUGGCUUAUUACUAUCAUAGACUUUUUUAUUCCUUUGACACUUGUUACUGUCUGUUAUAUAAAGAUUGCUUUCAGUUUGUCCAGUGGACCUCAUUCACAAAACUCGCACAAGCACAAAGCUCGAUGUCUUUCAAUUGUCAUUUUAGUAGUUUUUAUUUUAUGCUUUUUGCCCUUUCAUGUUUUGAGAGUGCUUCGUAUUGAAACCAGACAACCACCAGUAGACUGGUGUCUUAAAAGAAAGGUUAAUGCUGCAUUCUUCCUCACAAAACCAAUAGUAGGACUAAACACACUAUUUAAUUUAGCUUUGUAUGCUCUAAGUGGAGACACUUUUCAUUGCACUAUUUUCUCAUUUCUUAAAUGUGAUGCUGGAUAUCCGCUGGAGCCAUGGAUCAUGACAGCAGUGAGAAAUCCAAGUGGAGCUGCUAAAGGCAACUAUUACACAACCCUGUCCCAGUGCCAUAUUGUCAUUGAGAGGGUUUUUGGCCUCUUGAAGGGUCAUUUUAGGUACCUAGAUAAGUUUGGGGGUGCUCUUCAGUAUGACCCAACUACUGUAUACAGGAAAUUUACUGCAUGUUGCAUUCUGUACAACGUGAUCGUGCAUUGGUCUGGUGGUGAAGUGACUAAUGGUGUCAAUGCAGCUUCCAGUUCCAGUCCUACUAUGACUAAUGGUGACCAGCCAGGAACAGUAGUAAGGGACCACAUAUGGCAGGCUCAUGCACGGUGUAUGCCUACACAGAUAAAGAGGCGGUACCUGGUCCAGAACUAUGGGCCAUGA